AUGAACCACGCGCCGCUACGGCCUCACACGAUGUUCGGCGCCGUGGCAGACGCGCUGGCGAGCAUGUCCUCGCAGACGGCGAUGCUGCUGCUCGCCGCCACCGUCGCCCCGGCCGUGGUGGCCGUGACGCUCCUCGUGAGCGCAAACAAGGACGCCGUGAAGGCGCCCCGCGUGAUGACGACGCUGGCCUCACUCCCGUGGCCGGUCGGCAGCGCUGUUGCGCUCGGGGUUGGAAACGUCGCGUUCGUCGCCGAGUGCGCGCGGCACGCCUGCUCGUGCUUCUCGCUGGUGGUGUUUGGGAAGAACUUCACCUUCAUGACCUCCAAGCGCGCGGUGAGCCUCUUCUUCACGUCGCGGAACGUGACGUUCCUGCCUGCGGUCGAGCAGUGGACGUCGCGCAUCUUCCGGCUGCCGGCGACGGAGUUCCGCCGCCAUCACCAAGACAUCCUCUCGGCUCUUCGACAGGCCAUCGACCCGCGAGAAAACGCGGAGCACAUGGCCUCCACGUGCCGGAACAUCCUGUCGCGCGUCGGUGUCGCACCUGGAGAGACCCGGACGGACCUGGUCGAGCUCUGCCACGGCCUGGCGUUCGAAGCAGGUGUUCGAGCCGUCUUCGGAGACGCCAUGUUCGAGGCCACCCGUCCACGGCUGCGUGAAUGCUUCGAGACGUUCGAGGACCAGUUCGAGCUAGCAGCGUCGCCCCUGCCGCACGCCCUGCUCCGCAAUUGGAGUGCCUCCCGCAAGGAGUUGCUUUGCAUGCUCGAAGAGGGGUACUCCAAGGGCUGGAUGGAGGGGUCCAUGGCGGCGAGGUUGGUCGACACGAGCCACAUACCACGUCCACACUACAGCAAUGUCCUGCUCAGCCUGUUGUGGGCCAGCCAGGCGAACACGGCGCCCGGACUUUUCUGGACGACGGCAUUCCUGCUCCUCCCAGAGAACGAGAAGCACCUGAGGAGGGUCCUGGCGGAGGCACGUGAUGCCGCUGCUCGCGGCAGCGGGGACGUCGUCGAAGGCUGUGUGCAAGUUGCACUCGACGGCGCGGCGCACAUUCACAGGUGUGUUGCCGAAGCACUGAGGCUGCGGUCUCCAGGGAUCGCAGUGAGGUUCGCAUCCAUGGACGUCGAAGUUGACGAUCGGCCGAGCGCGUGCACGCGCAUCCCGCGUGGCAGAACGUUGGCGAUCUGUCCCUUUUACCUGCAACAUCAUCCCGAGUUUCAGGCUGGAGAGCCAUGGCGGUACGACCCGGACAGGGUGGGCCUCUGCGACGGGUUGGCAGGCUUUGCGAAAGGCCAGGUGUCUGGCGUCGUGUGGGGGGGCGGUGUGUACCGCUGCCCGGGGCGACGAUUAGCGGAGACGGAGCUGGCGUUGCUCUCGACGAUGAUCCUCACAAGGUUCGAGGCGACGGUCGCUCGAGCUCCACGGACCCGCGGUGCGAGCCAGGACCAGUCUUUCGCGCGGCGACUGGCUGCACGGGUUUCAAAAUUCCUCGGAUGGCGCGCUCUAGGCGUCGGCCUGCCGGACAUCGUCGACACCGUCAUCGGGAUGGACAUCCAAGAUGGAGAUCGUGCAGCAACGCAGCAAAAAAUGUGGAAGGGCGACACAGGGGAUCCGAACGGGGUCCUGCCACCAUACGUGCCGCACAAGCUGGUCGGGAUCAGAAUCCCUUUCGAAAGCUGCCCGGUGGUGCUGAGCAGGCGUGUGCAGUGA
Molecule: messenger RNA, 1707 nt
Organism: Pedinophyceae sp. YPF-701
Lineage: Eukaryota; Viridiplantae; Chlorophyta; Pedinophyceae
Source: the annotation of a GenBank genome assembly